Molecule: messenger RNA, 1208 nt
Organism: Vespula pensylvanica (western yellowjacket)
Lineage: Eukaryota; Metazoa; Arthropoda; Insecta; Hymenoptera; Vespidae
Product: sulfotransferase 1C4-like
Exons: 6
Coding region: 32-1027 (331 amino acids)
Biological process (GO): sulfation
Cellular component (GO): cytoplasm
Molecular function (GO): sulfotransferase activity
Source: RefSeq, a predicted model, not a curated record
AUAAUAAUAAUAAUAAUAAUAAUAAUAAUAAAUGGAGGGUGAAAUUCCAAAAUACGUGUUUUUUAACGAGGAGGAAAAAAAAUUGGCGGAUAAAUAUUUCCCGACAUUUAAGAGAGGUUUCAUAAGAAUUGGCGAAAAAAAAUGGACCAUAUCCUACAGAUAUAUCGAGCAAGGAGACACAGUGUAUAAUGCAAAGCCUCGUCCAGAUGAUACUUGGGUCGUCAGUUAUCCACGAUCAGGUACCACGUUGACAUUGGAACUGGUUUGGUUGGUUGUGAACGACAUGAACUUCGACGAAGCAAAGAAACGAAGCCUACAUCAUAGAUUUCCAUUUUUCGAACUUGACAUAUUGAUAGGCGAUUACGAAGACAGUGUAUCGAAUCCAUCGGAUAAAAAUAUAAGAUUGAAUCCAGAAUUCAUCAAUAAAUUACCAUCUCCAAGAUUCAUCAAAUCUCAUAUGCCAUUCGAAUUGUUACCUAAUCUUUUGGAUAGCGAUUGCAAGAUCGUUUACGUGGCACGUAAUCCAAAAGAUGUGGUGGUGUCUUGGUAUCACUUUCUACAAGUUAUUAAGGGAUUAGAAUUUCAGGGAAAUUUCGAGGAAUUUUGCGAAUACUUUAUGAAGGAUUUAACUUAUUACAAUCCCUAUUGGACGCAUUUGAAGGAUGCCUGGGCUGAGAGACAUCGUCCGAACUUACUAUUCAUAUUCUACGAAGAACUAUUAAAUGACUUGUCAAGUACUAUCAAGAAGGUGGCAAAAUUCUUUGGAAAAUCUUACAACGAAGAGACGAUUGCGAAGCUAGUUGAUCAUCUUCAAAUAGAUAAUUUUCGAAAUAAUCCUAUGGUAAAUACAGCCUCACCUUCUAAAAACAAAAUAAUACAGUCAAACAUAUUCGUACGACGAGGCAAAGUCGGAGGUUGGAAAGACAUUUUCACAAAAGAACUCGAAGAAAAAUUCGAUGCUUGGAUCAAAGAGAAUAUGAAGGACACAGAUCUCACAUUUCCAAUAGAUUUCCUUCAAGAAAAGUGAAAAGCUUUUGCAAGCAAAUAAACUCUUCCUUUUUUCUUUUUUAUCAUUUUUCUAUCGUGGAAAAAAUUUAUGGAAUUAUCUAAAAUUUAGGGCGUUACCCAAAGCGGAAAUUGAGCUGAGAUCUCGUUCGGUCCGUCCGGAUAUAAUACGAAACGGUCCAAUAAAUCAUUCUGUUCCUCUA